CCACGGCUGUCCAGACACACAGGUCCAAUUCUUAUAUAAAGCCCCCAACCCCAUCAUCACCUCAUCCCCGCACUCCCUGAUGCCAUGACCCGCCACCACGGACCAGCCGCCACCACCACCACUUCCCAGGUUACACCACUGGCACACACCCAAUAACCACCUAACCACCAAACCUCCCCCACCUCACAACCAAACAAACCCCCCACCCAACCAACAAUGGGCACCCGCAAACCCACCACCACCGCCCCCGCCAAACCCCCCCCCUCCCCCCUCAAAACCCUCCUCGAAAUCCUCAACCCCAACCGCUACCUCACCCUCUCCCUGCACCACCCCCUCUGGACCGUCCUCGAACGCUUCUACGCCAUCCCCAACCCCCCCUCCCCCCGCAAACGCACCCGUCCCAUGCAAGUCCUGUGCGUCGGCCUCCCGCGCACCGGCACCGAGUCCCUGCAGCAGGCGCUGCUGCACCUCGGGUACGACCACACCUACCACGGGUGGGAUAUUAUUUAUGAUAGCGAGUGCCACUCGCCCGGGUGGGUGCGGCUGUGCAGGAAGAAGUGGUAUGGGACGGCAGAGACGAAGCGGAAGGGGAUGGCGGUGACGGCGGCCGAGUUUGAUGAGCUGUUGGGGCAUAGCGUGGCGGUUACCGAUGCGGCGGCGAGUGUGUUUGCGGCGGAGAUGGUGGCGGCGUAUCCCGAGGCGAAGGUGGUGUUGAAUAUGAGGCGGGAUUUGGAUGGGUGGGAGCGGAGUUUGGAUAGCACGCUGGUGCAUGCGAAUGAGAGUUGGGGGUUUUGGAUCGCGAGCUGGCUGGAUCGGGAGUGUUUCUGGGCGUGGCAUGUGUAUGAGCGGUUCUUGUGGCCGUUGCUGUUUCGGGCGGCGGAUGGGGAUUUGAAGAGGGCGAUUAGGGGGAAUGCGAGAUGGGUGCAGAGGGAACACGCCAACAUGGUCCGCGGCCUGGUCCCCAAGGAGCGCCUCCUCGAGUGGUACAUUGAGGACGGGUGGGCGCCGCUGUGCAAGUUCCUGGACAAGCCCAUUCCCGACGUUCCGUUCCCACACGCAAACGCGGUCAGCAGCGGGUGGAAGGCGCGGGAGGAGCAGGCCAACAAGCGAUGGGUUAACGGGGCGUUUCUGAACUUGAUCCUGGUGGGGUUGGGAAUCGUCAGCAUUGUCAUCGCCAGGAGGUAUGUGUUCUGA
Messenger RNA from Chaetomium fimeti, 1194 nucleotides. RefSeq lists its product as uncharacterized. Bases 217 to 1194 code for a protein of 325 amino acids. Lineage: Eukaryota; Fungi; Ascomycota; Sordariomycetes; Sordariales; Chaetomiaceae. The transcript is spliced from 2 exons. The record is from RefSeq and is a predicted model, not a curated record.